Molecule: messenger RNA, 1280 nt
Organism: Striga asiatica
Lineage: Eukaryota; Viridiplantae; Streptophyta; Magnoliopsida; Lamiales; Orobanchaceae
Source: the annotation of a GenBank genome assembly
CUUAUCCAAUCUUGAGGCCUAACAAAACCAACGACCCUCCACACUUUCAAUUUGUCCAAAAAAAAAAUGGGCCUCCUUUUUAUCAGAUCAUCUUCACCAUCCUCUAAUCGACUGGUUCUCAAUGCGCUGAGCCAUUUUUUAUGGCGGAAACCGCCAUUUCCGUACGCCAAAGAAUACCCUCAGCCCAGGCCUUCUCCGGCAUUUGGGCUGACAAGAGGUUUCCAUUCGGGCUUGGCUAUGCGAGCCGGGUGCACUGUAGCCGAUUGUUCUGAUGCCGAGGAUGCAAAGUCUUCGGAUGAAGGGCUUGAGAUCUCGAAGCUUGGGAUUUCAGCGUUGGCCAGUAGGGGAACCCAGAAGCUCUUCCCAAUUCAGAAGGCAGUUUUGGAACUGGCCAUGCAGGGGCACAACAUGAUUGGGCGGUCAGGCAGAGAUCCUUUAGCUUCUUGGGAUGUUGCAAUAGCCCGCCAAAUGAGUACUCUAGACCGUGGUGCUGAUGUGGUUGUCGGGACCCCUGGCCGAGUCCUUGAUUUGAUCACUUGUGGGGCCUUGAAUGUGUCAAAAGUGCAAUAUGUUGUCCUUGACGAGGCUGAUCAGAUUCUUAACGUGGGUUUUGCUUAUGAUCUGGGUGAUGUUGAAUCAAGUGCUGCGAGUGAUGCUAUCGAGGAGCAAACACAUCAACAUAUUGAUGCUCGCUCAAAGGCUAGGUUUGUGUUUAAAUAAGAAAAUAUCAAACCUAAUGCCUUAAUUAGUUAAAUGUAAAAUAACACUAAAUUAAAUCUCGAAACUCUGAUUAAAUGUAAAAUACUGCUAAACUAAAAUGUAAAGUAAUACUAAAUGUAACUGCAGUACGUUUCUUAAAAUUCAUCUAAUAAAUGUUCAGUUCUCUUUUAGUUUUUUUUUUUUUUUAAUUUUGAUAGCUUCUCUAUGCGAUCUGAAAGAAUGCGGAGAAGAUGUCGACAAUCUUUUCAAACUUUAAAAAGAACAAUGCGGAGCUUGAUUUAGAUCGAAAUCGUCUUGUCCAAGUGUACCAUAUGCCACUUUUUUAACCAAUAAAUACAAAUAUCAUGGCCUGAAAAUACUACACUUGUCUGUUUCACAGUAUUGUUAUUUGACAUUACAUCUAAAUGACAUUCUUGCCCUAGAUUUCUUUUUAUUUAUGAUUUAAAUAUUGUUUUUAUUGGUUUUAUUAUUUUUUCAAUGGAUAAUUUUGUUGUGCUGCGAGAAAGUUUUUUUCUCAAGAUACUUUGGACAAAAAUUUCUCCCGCGAUGAAUUUAAAGAU